UUAAAAAAGAGGGGCAAAGACUUACCACAUCAGCUUCUCUCCGCAUCUCCCCGUGACCCGGAGCCCCACAAAGCUGCCUCCCUCUGCAUGCCCUCCGUCCUGUCUCCAUCCCUGAGCUCUGGGUCAGCCCUUUCACCCUGAGGUCCAGGGAAUAAGAAUGAUGCCUCCCUCUCCAGCAUCUCCGAGAGAACCAAUGAAUGGCUGGGUUUGGUAGCACAUCAGUGGCAAGGCUGCCCACGGGGCUCCAUCCUCUGCCUUCUAGGGGGAGCGAGGUGACAGGAGGCAGUCAGGAAAUUUCAGUGCUGCUGCUGAAAAUCAUGGCACAUUCAUGAAGGUAGCCGGGAGCAGAUCUGGACCAGGUUUUGGGCUGGGUAGUACUGCGUGGGUGCUGACUUCGGGCUGCCGGCUCCUCAGAGCUGCCAUCGCUCUAUCCCCCUGGAAUUCCUCGGGUCCUCGUUCCUGGCAUCUCCCGAGUUGGACACACUACAAGCCAUGAUAUCACUGCAAUUUCAUGCUCAUUGGAAACCUGACCCACUCACUUCACUUUUCGGGCUGUGUGUGCCCAGCUCUGCCGGAUGCCAUGUACCUGCCCCUGGUUACCCCCACGCUGCCCUCCUGGGGCACCCCUAGUCCUGGAUGGCUGUGGCUGCUGCAGGGUAUGUGCUCGGAGGCUGGGGGAGCCCUGUGACCAGCUCAACAUCUGUGACCAGAGCCAGGGGCUGGUAUGCAACUACAGUGCCACUCUGGGGAACAGGAGAGGCACCUGCAACUUUCCGGAAGAUGAUGGCAGCUGUGAGGUGAAUGGGAGGACCUACCGGGAUGGGGAGACCUUUCAGCCAAGUUGCAAGUUCCAAUGCCACUGCUCAGAUGGGGGGUUCACUUGCACUCCCCUUUGCAGCGAGGACGUGCGGCUGCCCAGUUGGGACUGUCCCCACCCUAAACGAGUUGAUGUCCCUGGGAAGUGCUGCCAGGAAUGGGUCUGUGACCAGGGAGUCCAACCUGUUCCAGCAACAGUGCCCCGGUUCCUGGGACCUCCAGCACCAUUGUCCCCUCGAUUUGCCUGCCAGGAAUGGAGCACAUUGUGGGGCCCCUGUUCUGCCACCUGUGGGCUGGGUGUGGCCACCCGGGUGACCAAUCAGAAUCCACUCUGCCGGCUGGAGAUGCAGCAUCGUCUGUGCCUGCUCAGGGCCUGUCCUCCUUUACGAGUUCCUUACCACAGUGUCAUUGGUGCCUCUUAAGGGGAGGUGUUCCUGUCUAUGCUUGUGGAUAGAAGUUUCUGGGGCAAAAGAGAUACCAACUUGCCAGGCUUGGAGACUGACUGCCAUCAUCUCCCACUGAAGCCUCCAUCAGGCUGCUCUGACCUAUUGCUCCAAUACCUUCCUUUGAAGGAGACUCAUCCCCUUAAAUGGAGGUGCCAAUAAGGCUCACCUCUACCUACCAGCCUGUAGAAUUCAUGCCUAGAUUUUGAGCUUCUCCCAGACACCCUAACCAGCCAAGACUCAGUACAGAGAUGUGGACACAAGUCACCUUAGGAUCACAGAAUUUAGGAAAGGGAUCUUAGAGAUCAUCUAGUUCAGGGGUCCUUAACCUGGAAUCCAUAGGAUAGACGUCAAAGGGUCUGUGAACUUAGAUGAAAAAAAAUUGCUUAUUUACUUUCACUAACCUCUAAAAUUUAGUGUUUCCCUCUACUAGGAAUUUUUUUUAAAAAACACCAUUAAUCUGAGAAAUGGUUUACAGGCUUCAUCAGACCACCAAAGGGAUCUAUGACACAAAAAAAGAUUAAGAACUUCUAAUCUAGUGCAACCCUCUCAUUUUACAGAAGAGGGAACUGAGGCCUGUAGCAAAGAGCUAUUUAAUCGAAUAGACUGUUCUGUUUUCUUUUACAUUUAUAUGUCACUUCAUUUUUUGUGUUUCUUUUUUAUUUUUUAAACUAUUUUAU
This is a messenger RNA of Vombatus ursinus (common wombat), 1939 nucleotides long. It is a transcript of the gene CCN5, whose product is annotated as cellular communication network factor 5. Gene Ontology annotation, molecular function: integrin binding; heparin binding. Lineage: Eukaryota; Metazoa; Chordata; Mammalia; Diprotodontia; Vombatidae. The record is from RefSeq and is a predicted model, not a curated record. Gene Ontology annotation, biological process: signal transduction; cell adhesion. Bases 576 to 1238 code for a protein of 220 amino acids. Gene Ontology annotation, cellular component: extracellular region; extracellular matrix. The transcript has 4 exons.